AUGACCCGAGCUCUUAGUAGCGAAGCAACAUUAUAUAAAGAAAUCAUCGAAGAAGCAAAAAAGAAUAAGAAGCUCUUUUUUAAUGAGAGUACAGUUGGUGCUAGUUUACCAAUUAUUAGUACAUUGAAAGGUUUGGAAUCUGAUCUGCGUGACAAUUUAAAUGGGUUAGAUGUUGCUCGUAAAGUCAUAAUUCUUAGUAGAAUUACUGGGAUGAACCUAUCUCUUGAUACAUUACCUGUAGAAAAUAUUGUACCUGAACCUUUAC
Scutellospora calospora is the source of this 265-nucleotide messenger RNA. The record is from the annotation of a GenBank genome assembly. NCBI's taxonomy places the organism in Eukaryota, Fungi, Glomeromycota, Glomeromycetes, Diversisporales, Gigasporaceae.